Argentina anserina (silverweed cinquefoil) is the source of this 1923-nucleotide messenger RNA. Its product is annotated as CBL-interacting serine/threonine-protein kinase 25-like. The transcript has a single exon. Gene Ontology annotation, biological process: signal transduction; protein phosphorylation. Bases 366 to 1763 code for a protein of 465 amino acids. Gene Ontology annotation, molecular function: protein serine/threonine kinase activity; ATP binding. The record is from RefSeq and is a predicted model, not a curated record. Lineage: Eukaryota; Viridiplantae; Streptophyta; Magnoliopsida; Rosales; Rosaceae.
AUAAAAUCCCACCCAAUCCUCCAUUGCCAAUACUAGUGUCCACUCAAUUAUCUCCGGCUCUCAUGCACAGAAUUUCCGGGUGGAAUCCCAUUGUUACUUCGGAUAUCCAUGAAACCGACUCGUAUACUUGUUUCUGGGGUUUCACCUAAAACUCUCCAUUAUGCUUAAGUACUAGGGGUCUCUGACCAUUUUGCAAAAUGUUAAUUUUGAUCUAUAAUCAGUAGCAAAAAAAUUCUUCACCUCCCCUACCCGGAGGCUGGGGCUUGGCCAUCUCUACCAAAUUCCAUUGUUUCUUUGCUUGAAACUGAUCCAAAGUUGUUCAUCAUAUUGCUUUAUAGUUUAUACAAAUCAACAACCUCUGAGCUAUGGAAUCAGGGCAACAACAACUACAGCCUCAAAACCCCGACCAACGUUCGGCGCCGAGAAAUAUUAUAUUUGACAAGUAUGAGAUGGGAAGGCUUUUGGGCCAAGGCACCUUCGCCAAAGUCUACCAUGGCAAGAACCUCGCCACCAGCGAAAGCGUAGCCAUCAAAGUGAUAAACAAGGACCACAUCAAGAAAGAAGGCCUUGUUGAGCAGAUCAAGCGUGAAAUCUCCAUCAUGCACUUGGUUCAUCACCCCCACAUCGUCGAGCUCAAAGAAGUCAUGGCCACGAAGACAAAGAUCUUCUUUAUCAUGGAGCACGUUAAAGGCGGCGAGCUAUUCGAAAAAAUCAUCAAGGGAAAGCUCAAAGAAGAUGUUGCACGUAAGUAUUUUCAACAAUUGAUAUUCGCCGUGGAUUUCUGCCACAGCCGCGGCGUUGCGCACCGUGAUUUGAAGCCGGAGAAUCUUCUUCUGGAUGAGAAUGAAGACUUGAAAGUCUCGGAUUUCGGGCUGUCGGCGUUGCCGGAGCAGCAUUGGAGCGAUGGCAUGCUGCAUACGCAGUGCGGCACGCCGGCGUAUGUCGCUCCGGAGAUAUUGAGGAAGAAAGGGUAUGAUGGGGCCAAGGCGGAUUUAUGGUCUUGUGGCGUCGUUUUGUUUGUUUUUCUUGCUGGGUAUUUGCCGUUCCACGAUGAGAAUGCUAUGAGGACUUAUAGGAAAGUUUUCAAGGCCGAAUACCGAUUUCCGCCAUGGAUUUCUGGGGAUGCAAGGCGUUUGAUACGAAAGCUUUUGGUUGUUGAUCCAGAAAAUAGGGCUUCAGUCUCAGAACUAAUGAAAGACCCUUGGUUUCAAAAGGGUUCUUCCUCCAAUUUAACCAAGCUCAGUCUACAUGAAGAAAAUGAGACGGAGAAAAGUCAGAAAACUGGGGAAAAAAUUGCUAGUACAACUACUACUACUGCAAAUGAUACAUCCGAAUCCCCACCAUUUUUCAAUGCGUUCGAGUUCAUAUCCUCCAUGUCGUCCGGCUUCGACCUCUCGCACAUGUUUGAGAAAAAGAAGAGGACCGGGUCCAUGUUCACUUCCAAAUGCUCUGCUGCGGGGAUCAAGGCAAAGCUGCAGGUAGUGGCGGAGAGGCUUAAUUUCAGAGUGGUGUGUGAGAAGGAAUUCAAAGUGAAAUUGCUAGGGAAAACGGAGGGAAGAAAAGGGAAGUUGGCGGUGGUGGCGGAGGUGUUUCAAAUAGCAGAGGAGGUGGCCGUGGUGGAGUUUUCAAAGCUCUCCGGCGACACUCUUGAGUACACAAAGUUUUGUGAGGAGGAUGUUAGGCCUGCGAUUAAGGACAUUGUGUGGACUUGGCAGGGUGAAGAAAAUAAAUAUGCACGAAAUGUAGUCGGAAAUGUUUUAUGAAUUAGUUGAGGUAAGCUGUUACGUACCUGUUUGUUAGAUCCCUAAUCUUAAUUAGUUUCAGUCCGAUUUUCAGUUAUUAUUACUAUGGAAAUUGUGACAUCUCUUGUUUUGUUUUGUUCUUCGUUUGGAAGAGAAAUUGGUGCGUUGGAACUGGCAGGGA